AGAAUUAAAGAAACAUCAGAAUAAAUGAACACGUUUCAGCUUCUGAUUGACGCUCAUCGUUAGACCGCGAAUAGUUUUUUCCCUUCUGUCACUUGUUCGUUUUUAUUUCAAUUUCAAACAUCAACUAAUAAAGAUCAUUUAUUGAGUUACACAGUUCGAAACUAGUGAGAAAAUGGCAAAAUUACCGCUUUUAUUCAUCGCAGUAUUUUGUUUCGUUCAGAUUGCUUCAAGUGCUCGCAUAUCGAAGCGUGAAGUGACGGAACAAACUACCGCUAUUGAAAUAACAACUGAAUCAAUUCUCGACAAGAUUAAGAACGGAUUGACGAAAACUUUUUCAGAUGAUAACAUCAACCAAGCGAAGCAGAAAAUAACAGAUUUAGGAGAAAGAGCUAAGGAUUUGGGUGCACAAGCACUGAAUAAUGUUCAGACAAGAAUUCAGAAUGCUCUACAUCUUGAUCAAACUUCAACCACAACAGCACCAACUCCAUUUACAGAUGCCGCAACACGUGAGAAACGUGAUGAAGAAGUGACAACUCCAAAUAUUCUUGAUUCAAUCAAAACAGGCAUCGAAAAUGCAUUGAGUGAACAGAACAUCAAAACUGCUGUCGAUAAUCUCAAUGAAUUUGGAGAAAAAUUAAAAGUUUUAGGAACAAAAGUUAUGACGAAUGUUCAAAAUGCCUUGAAAUCGGAUGAAACAACUGCAGCUCCAUAAAGACGAUUUCUCAUAGACAAAUGAUACAAAUAAAAUUGUUUUGUCUCAAGAAAUCUCAAAGUCGUACGAUGUAGUUUCAUUCUUUUAAAUAAUCUUUUCGUCGAAAACCUUUUGGCUCGCUUCACUGAUAACUUUAAGAAUGAGUAAAAUGAUGAUAACGUUUGAAGCUUUAAUUAAAUCUUUCAUAAUACUUUGUAUAAGAGUAACAAGCAAAGUCAUAUCCUGCUGUCGAAAUUACAAAAAUGCUUUCAAUUUCAGUUGAGAAUAGUUAAGUUGAAGCUUUUGUUCAAAGCAUUUGGAGCUUAACGAGGCUUGCGGAAUAAUUUUACCUAAAAACUACACUUGAAGGUGAAAUCUUUCAUAUGUCAAAAAAGAAUUUAAGAAUAAAUAUAAUUAACUACUUCUUUUCAUGCCUUGAAUUGCAAUUCAUUCAAACGACAAUCUUAAGAAACCAAAGUUCAAUAAACUCAAUUUUUUCA
Molecule: messenger RNA, 1191 nt
Organism: Clunio marinus
Lineage: Eukaryota; Metazoa; Arthropoda; Insecta; Diptera; Chironomidae
Source: the annotation of a GenBank genome assembly